Messenger RNA from Rubroshorea leprosula, 903 nucleotides. Lineage: Eukaryota; Viridiplantae; Streptophyta; Magnoliopsida; Malvales; Dipterocarpaceae. The record is from the annotation of a GenBank genome assembly.
GAUUCCGCUCUUCUUCUCCUUUCUUCCCGCUGCAGCCACUCGAAAGAAAAAAAAGGGGAACCCAGCCAUGCCUUGGAAAAUUGGUAAGGAAGCUUGGUAUUUUCCCAUUCCUUUCUUGUUCUAGAACCCAUAAAGAACCCAGAAAUUUCCCCUCCCUCUCUGCAGAAACCGGAUAUGCUCUGCUUUGCUCUGUCCGCCGGCUGCUCUUGUUGUGGGGGCGAAUUGCUUGGGUUUUGGAUCCGUGAGUUUCUCCCUUUCACUGCUGCCGGCUUCUUCCCCCUGCUAGGUCCGGUUCUUGCUGGAAAAUUCUGUGGGGAUUAUACAUUGGCCGUGACAUAUAGAGGAGACGUCUAUUUCGUGCCCGUACUGUAUCCGUUUUUCGUGAUUGUACUUGUUGGCAUGCUUUAAGUUUGAUAAGGGGCACUCCAUAUUUACUUAUUGAGUUUAUCUCAUAGUUUUUCCUUGUCCACCAUUUCAGGAUGUGAAAUCGAGGACGGGGAAACCACGGGAAGUGGCAAUUGACCAUCUUUUGUAUGAGUUGGCAUUUUUAUUUAAUUUAAAAUAAUGAUAACUUUUUUUUUUUCAUCCACGUCAUCUCUUCUUCCUCUUUCACUUUCUCUCUCUUUCACCUUUCCUUUUCCCUUAUCUCUGCAAACCCAAAUCUGGGUUUUCUCUCAAACUUCAUCUUCUUCCUCCUUUCCUCCUCCCUGCUCAUCCUUCUUCUUUCUUUUUCUUAUUCUUUCUCUUUCUCUUUCUCUCUUCUCCCUUCUUCUUCCUCUCUCAAACCUAGAUCUGGGUUUUUCUCAGUCAGAAUCAAUCCCUUCUGCGGCGGCAUUUAAACCUUUUAUUGGAAUCACAAAAUACUAAACCAAAUGUAGUAGAUAUUAAACAAAAGUCAGCUCA